UAUACUACUGUUAAUCCUAAAAUGUAAUAGUAACUUGGGUUUGUGGGCUGGUAUACUACUGUUUAUUCCAAAAUGUAAUAGUAACUUGGGUGCUUAUUAAAGGGGCUAAGGUGACUAGGUGCUAGUUAAACCCAAGGGGUUAAUCUAAGAUAUUGGGGAUGAACAGGCCAGGGAAAUCUAAAAUUUGAUUAAAAUGUUAUCGGCUCACCCUGGUCGUUAAGGGCUACGAGCUCUAUGCAGGUGCAUGAGUGACACGGAAUGAUGGAGACACCCGCGGUGAUUUAUGUCUAAAGUUGAGUCCGGGCAUGCCGCUGGACGUCACGGUUGGAUCAUGACUCAUGAUCUGCAGGUGGACGUCAGAAACGAUUCCGAUGACCUUAGGGACUUAUUAUCGCCUGGGCCGGAUAGUUAGACGCGAGCAGCGUAGGGACCUGUGGUGGUCAGUUGUUAGGUGUGAAACGCGGCGGGAGUGCCGUGUGGCCGUACGUUAGCUCAAGCGGUGUAUGACACGAUCGUUAGCCCCGAGACAACGGGAAGAUCUAUAUCGGUCAAUUAUCGGGUGUGAAACGCAUGGGUGCAUAGUGACCGGUGUUAUCUCGAACGCCGAGGGAUGGUGUGGAGCCCAACUCGCGACCCUAUAGCUCUGGGGAGAUGAUAAGGGAUGGGCCGACUAGACUAUAUAUUGGCACUCGAACUUGGUCCAAACGGGGUUCACUCAGAAUAGAACAACAGUUACUCACGUUAAGAACGUCAAAAAUUAAAUUUGUGCUCAAGAAUUUCGGAAGCCAGUUUUGUGUUCAAAUAGGAAUCUUGAAGCAUUUUGUGUGAGUGUCAAAUUCUAGAAAUUGUUGUUUGUAGUCGGCCUAUUUUGGCUGGGUUUUUUUGCGGUUGUUUUUUUAGUAGUUGUUUUUUUAAAAGGAGUUUUUUUAAUCGAUUUUUUAGCCAUUUUUGUAGUCAUAUUUUCCUUGUCUUUAUAUAGUUACGUUUUCCUAAGUUUUAUAACAGCUACAUCUGGGGUUUAGUUUUCGUUGAGUUUGGAUCUUUUAUUUUAAAUUUUUAGGCGGGGUAUUUAACGAUCAAAUAAAGUAUAUCGUAGUUACUCUUGACUUUGAUUUUUUGUUUACUUAGUCUAGUUUAGUUUGGUUUGUUUAGGUUUAGUAAACCCCUUUGUCACCACACAAAGGUGCACGGAUGAGUGAAUAAGAUCACCUCUCGGUUCUCCCCUUACAUUUGGUGUCAGAAGUGGGAUCCGUGCUUAGACAAGCCAAACUUUAUUUUUUUACUAGGCUAAUUUUUUUGCCCAGGGGUAUAGAUUUAGGCUAGGUUGUUAGGAUAGUUAGAGUAAGUUUGAAAAAAAAAAAGAAAAGUAAAAACCCAGCUUAAGUAUGGCCGACAGUGGCGAAGAUAGACAGCCCCCCGCCACCGUCAUCAUAGUACCCCAGAGAGAGGUCACCAUCAGAAGAUUCCAUGGGGAUGGUCAUGCUGAUGAAGUAGAACGCUUCAUCCGAGAUGUCAGCCGGGCGUGGAAGGUGCGUAAAGACCUGUCCGAUGAGGAGCGACGGGACUUCCUGUGGUCACACCUGGGGGAGUCCGUCCUCGCCGAGCUGAAGUGCCACCCCAAGGUUGUGAGAGACAACCCGGAGGAGACCUUUAAAGUACUGCGAGCCAUCUAUGGCGAGCAGAGAAGUGUGUCACAACUUACUGGAGCGUUCCAACAGAUUCACCAACAUAGGGCGGAGUCAGUGAGGGCUUACUCACAUCGCCUACAUGAGGCGUUUGAAUCUCUGACGGCGAGACAGGAGGCCCUUAAAGUGUCCCUUACGGAUGAGCAAAUCCUGAGGGACCACUUCGUUGAGAAUCUACAAGACCCGAUCCUACGCAGGUACCUGGGAGAAGAGCUGUACAAAAGUCCCGGUACCACAUUCCUGGAGCUGAGAAAUGCUGCUAUCCGGUGGUGCGGUGACGAGCAGCCAACGACCUUUGAGGCCAGAUCGUCUGCCGUCACAUCGAGCCAGGCCACAACAGAGUUAGAAGGCCUCGUCCUUACUCUGACUAAACAGGUCAGUGACCUGGCAACACAGCUGCAGGAAAUGCAACGAGCACAAGCAAAACUUUCUACACAGCCCAGGGAACCACCCCGAGCUCCUGCUAAACGAUUUCGGAACUUCCGGAGGUCACUUAACUGCUACAUCUGUAACAGUCCGGCACACAUUACCAGGGACUGUCCAAAAAAUGGACUCCCACAGUAGUGCAGAGUCGAACUACUGGGGGGAGGUCAGACGACUCGUCAUUCUGGAAGAAACUGGUUGGAGCUUGUCCUACGGUAAAAAUUAACAUUAACCAGUCACCUCUUCUGGCAACAGUCGACACAGGGUCUCAGGUCAGUACAGUGACUGAAAGCUUUUUUCUAGAUUACCUUCAGGGUCCUCUGCAAAUUAUUCCAUCAAAGUGUUUCCGGUUGACUGCAGCGAAUGGACUGAGUGUGCCGUAUAUUGGAUAUUUUUUGGCCACGGUGGAGUUGAAUGGACAAGUUUUACCUGACAAGGGUUUCCUAGUGAUAAGGGACUCGGCGUCUUCGCAGUCCACUGCCCCGUGUCUGUUAGGCAUGAACAUUUUAAAAGAUGUUAAUGGCCUCGCCUCGUUUAUACAACCUGCCAAGGAACUGGUGAAAGAUGGGCGAGCAAGAACUUUAAAUUCUACUUCCAUCAUCCCAGCCAGGUCCAUUCAAAUGAUUAGUGCAACUGGAUGUGACCCAAGUGUACCUUGUGACCUGAUGGUACAACCCCUGCCAGUAUCAUUCAACCCAAAUUUACUGUUAGUUCCAGCGAUCACAUUUGCCGAGAGAGGUCUAUUCCGUGUCGGCAUUGUCAACUUGUCGGACGAGAGCAUAACGAUCCAUCCUAAAACCUGUAUCGGCACUAUCCAUCCAUUCACGUCUUCGUCUGAAGUAGACAUCCAAGUCAACCAUGUAGCGGCUGAAAUCACGGUAAGGCCGUCACCUCAGACCUCCAGUACCAUUAGCAGUGUGAAUCACCAGGUGAAGAAUAAGGUAUCAUUUACAUCAUUGAUAUCCACGUCCUUGAACCAUGCAGAACAAGCGGCUAUGAACUCUCUACUUGGACAAUUUCAAGAUGUAUUUGCUUGGUCAGAUGAUGAUUUAGGUUUUACUGACUUAAUUAAACACCAGAUCCCUCUAAUUGAUGAUACACCGGUUGCUCAGCCCUAUCGUCGACUUCCACCAGCUGAGUUCCGAGCUGUCAAAGAACAUAUUGAAAAACUUGCAGCUAAAGGGGUAAUUAAGCCCAGUACUAGUGCCUACGCAGCUCCCAUUGUGGUGGUGAAAAAGAAGAAUGGUGAAAUAAGAUUAUGCUGUGAUUAUAGGAAGCUUAACAAUGUCACUAGAAAAGAUGCUUUUCCCCUACCCAGAAUAGAAGAAACGUUAGAUGCGCUAGGAGGUUCACGUUAUUUUUCAACUCUAGACCUAGCCAGUGGCUAUCAUCAGGUAGCCAUGGAUGAAAAUGAUCAGGAAAAAACAGCCUUCAUCACACCAUUCGGUUUAUAUUCUUGGACUAGAAUGCCAUUUGGAUUAUGUGGAGCCGUGCAAACAUUCUCUAGGCUCAUGCAAGGUGUAAUGAAUGAUUUCAUCAUGGACAUAAUGCUCGUAUAUUUAGAUGACUUGUUGGUGUACUCCCCAGAUUUUAAAACGCAUCUAGAACGAUUAGCCAAAGUCUUGAGCAGAUUAAGACAGAUAGGACUUAAACUGAACCCUGAUAAAUGUGUAUUUGGUGCGGCUUCAGUUCAAUACUUGGGGCACAUAGUCUCUGAAAAGGGUGUCCAGACUGAUCCAGCGAAAGUUUCGGCUGUUAACAACUGGCCAACUCCAUCGGCCCUGAAUGAACUUCGAUCAUUCCUUGGACUAGCGUCAUACUAUCGGCGGUUUGUAAAAGGCUUCGCUACAAUAGCUAAACCUCUGCACGAAGUCGUCACUCUUGCCAAUGUAAAAAGUAAAAACAAACGACAGUCUAUUGUUGAAUUUUGGGGCGAGCAACAAGACAAAGCCUUCGUCAACUUGAAGUCAGCCUUAACCAGCUCUCCAGUUCUAGGCUACCCUGAUUUUUCUAUACCUUUUAUCGUAGAAACAGAUGCCAGCUACCAGGGAUUAGGCGCUGUGUUAAGCCAGAGACAAAGCGACGGUCUGAAAGUCAUCGCUUAUGCCAGUCGGUCUCUAAGGCCUGGCGAACGUAACAUGAAGAAU
Messenger RNA from Physella acuta, 4255 nucleotides. RefSeq lists its product as uncharacterized. The record is from RefSeq and is a predicted model, not a curated record. Gene Ontology annotation, molecular function: nucleic acid binding; zinc ion binding. Lineage: Eukaryota; Metazoa; Mollusca; Gastropoda; Physidae.